Molecule: messenger RNA, 3930 nt
Organism: Lolium rigidum
Lineage: Eukaryota; Viridiplantae; Streptophyta; Magnoliopsida; Poales; Poaceae
Product: alpha-glucan water dikinase, chloroplastic-like
Exons: 27
Coding region: 1-3930 (1309 amino acids)
Biological process (GO): phosphorylation
Molecular function (GO): ATP binding; kinase activity
Source: RefSeq, a predicted model, not a curated record
AUGGCCGGAGUAUCCUACUACGCGGCGGCAGCAGCAGGCACGGGGAGGCCAUCCGUGGUCCAAUUCGGUGCGGCGUCGAACAGGUCGCGGCGGGUCUCCAGGACACGCUUGCACCGGCGGAAUGCCGGUGGGAGGUUUGGCCUGGAUUCCAACUCUGAGCUCCAGGUCGGGGAGGUUUUGCAGCAUGCACGUACAUAUAUAUACCGGUCGGAGAGGCUGCUGAUAGAAGGAAUGUAUGUGCAGGUGGAUGUGAAGCCGUCGUCCGGAUCGAAGGUGGAGAUCGAGCUGGUGGCGACGAACACUGGCAGCAACCUGGCGCUGCACUGGGGUGCGCUUCAGCCGGGGAGGAGCGAGUGGGUGGUGCCGCCUGCGGGGAUGAAGCUGCCGGAGGGGACGACAAGGGCGCCCGACGACGCCGCGCUCAGGACUCCCUUCAAAAACUCUGGUUCCAACUCCACGCUGAAAAUCGAGAUAGACAACCCAGGCCUCGAGUCGAUCGAGUUUGUCAUCGUCGACGAGGCACAGAACAAAUGGUUCAAGAACAACGGCCAGAACUUCCAGGUCCAUGUGCGGCCACCAGCUGGUCACCACCAUCAGGGACAGCAGCAUUCUGCAACAGCAGGAAGCAUCGGGCGAAAAAACAGAGAUGUCAUGCAGCUCCUAAGCAAAAACGCAUCCACCAACGACCAAGUAAAUAAGGCGGGAGAAGCUACCUCUUCAAAGUGCACGGUUCUUGAUCUCUUCAUCAAGUCUUUACAGGAAAAGCAUGGCUCCCAGGUCCUCUGCAAAAAGGUCUUCAAACUGGGCGAAAAGGAGAUCUUGGCAUUGAUGUCACAAGUACAGGAUAGUACCAAAGUUCACCUGGCUACAGAUCACGUCGAGCCACUUAUUCUCCACUGGGCACUGGCACAGAAGCCUGGAGAAUGGAAGGCACCUCCACCAGGCAUAGUGCCUGCUGGUUCAACACUGCUUGAAAUGGCAUGUGAGAGUCCAUUCUCUGAUGCCGAAUUAAAUGGUUUGCAUUACCAGGUUCUGGAGAUAGAGCUUGAUGACAACAGCAGCUAUAAGGGAAUGCCCUUUGUUCUCCGCUCCAAUCAAACAUGGAUAAAAAACAGUACAUCUGACUUUUACCUUGAUUUUAGCACCCAUGCUUAUUUUUUUCCAUGCAUAAAGGGUACAAGUGAUGAUAGUAAAGGGACUGCAAAGGCUUUGCUAGAAAGAAUAGCCGAUCUAGAGGAAGAUGCACAAAGAUCUCUUAUGCAUAGAUUCAAUAUAGCAGCCGAUUUAGUUGACCAAGCAAAAGAUGCCGGACAACUGGGUCUUGCUGGACUACUUGUUUGGAUGAGAUUCAUGGCUACCAGGCAACUUAUCUGGAACAAGAAUUAUAAUGUGAAGCCACGUGAGAUCAGCCAAGCACAAGAUAGGUUUACAGACAAUCUACAAAGUCUCUACAAAAUGUACCCACAGCACAGGGAGAUGCUAAGAAUGAUAAUGUACACAGUUGGCCGUGGAGGUCAAGGUGAUGUCGGCCAACGUAUUCGUGAUGAGAUUCUAGUAAUACAGAGAAACAAUAACUGCAUGGGUGGAAUGAUGGAAGAAUGGCAUCAAAAACUACACAACAAUACAAGCCCAGAUGAUGUGGUGAUUUGCCAAGCACUGAUGGACUAUAUGAACAGUGACCUUGACAUCAAAGUUUACUGGGAUACUCUAAACAAAAAUGGCAUAACGAAGGAACGGCUAUUGAGCUAUGAUCACCCUAUUCACUCCGAACCAAAUCUAAAGAGUGAGCAGAAGGAGGGUCUACUGCGUGACUUGACAAACUACAUGAGAAGCCUCAAGGCUGUUCACUCCGGUGCUGAUCUCGAAUCCGCUAUAGGAACAUGUACAGGGUACACGUCAGAGAGUCAAGGUUUCAUGGUCGGCGUUGAGGUGAAUCCUGUGAAGGGAUUACCAUCUGGAUUUCCUGAGUUGCUUAAGUUUGUCCUUGACCACAUUGAGGAUAAAUCAGUGGAAUCACUUGUUGAGGGUUUGUUGGAGGCAAGAGUUGCACUUCGCCCUUUGCUACUUAGCUCAACAGAACGCUUGAAGGAUCUCAUAUUUCUGGACAUCGCUCUUGAUUCUACUGUUAGGACAGCAAUUGAAAGGUCUUUUGAAAAUCUGAACAAUGCAUCAUCUGAGAAAAUCAUGUACUUCAUCAGUCUAGUUGUUGAAAAUCUUGCCUUGUCCACUGAUGACAACGAGAACCUCCUAUGCUGCUUAAAGGGGUGGAACCAUGCACUUGAAAUGUCUAAGCACUCUGAUGAUCAGUGGGCAUUGUACGCAAAAGCAUUUCUAGACAGAACUAGACUUGCGCUUGCCACCAAGGGAGAAGAAUACCAUGAUAUUCUCCAGCCUUCAGCCGAAUACCUUGGCUCGUUACUUGGCAUUGAACAAUGGACGGUUAACAUAUUUACAGAGGAAAUUAUCCGUAGUGGAUCAGCCGCUUCACUGUCCCUACUCCUGAAUCGCCUCGAUCCUGUUCUUAGGAAUGUCGCUAACCUAGGAAGUUGGCAGAUCAUAAGCCCAGUUGACGUAGCAGGCUAUGUGGUUGUUGUCGACCAAUUGCUCACUGUUCAACACAAAUCUUAUGACAAGCCCACAAUUUUGGUGGUGAAAGGAGUCAAGGGAGAGGAGGAAAUACCUGAUGGUGCUGUUGCCGUCCUAACUCCAGAUAUGCCUGAUGUGUUGUCCCAUGUAUCAGUUAGAGCAAGGAACAGCAAGGUAUUGUUUGCAACAUGCUUUGACCCAAAGAUACUAUCUGAACUGGAACAAAAUGAAGGCAAGGUACUUUCACUAAAGCCAGCUUCCGUAGAUAUAAGCUACAGAGAGAUUCCAGAGAGUGAACUUCUAGUUUCAAGUUCCAUCGAUACACUAGAUGGACAAAAAGCACCAUCUCUGUCACUAGCGAAGAAGCAGUUUAGUGGAAAAUAUGCAAUAUCAGCUGCAGAAUUCUCCGAUGAGAUGGUUGGCGCUAAAUCUCGGAAUAUAGCUUACCUCAAUGGAAAGGUGCCAUCAUGGGUCAGCGUCCCAACGUCAGUUGCACUCCCAUUUGGAACCUUUGAAACAGUUUUGUCUGAUAAGAUUAACAAGGAAGUAGCCCAAAAGGUAAAGAUCCUAACGGAGAAGCUCGACCAAGGAGAACUUGGUGCUCUUAGUGAAAUCCGAAAUGUUCUGCUGAACCUAACAGCUCCUACUUAUCUGGUGAGCGAGCUCAAGGAGAAGAUGCAAGGUUCUGGAAUGCCCUGGCCUGGGGACGAAGGUGAACAACGUUGGGAGCAAGCAUGGACGGCGAUUAAAAAGGUCUGGGCCUCAAAAUGGAACGAAAGAGCGUACUUGAGCACCCGCAAAGUGAAGCUUGAUCAUUCCAACCUUUCCAUGUCUGUUCUGGUGCAACAAAUUGUGAGCGCAGACUACGCCUUUGUGAUACAUACCACCAACCCAUCAUCUGGAGAGCGUUCGGAGAUAUAUGCUGAAGUUGUCAAAGGGCUUGGGGAGACCCUUGUGGGAGCCUAUCCCGGUCGUGCUCUGAGCUUUGUAUGCAGCAAGAAUAAUCUUGAGUCUCCCAAGGUAUUGGGUUACCCAAGCAAGCCAAUUGGUCUCUUCAUACAGAAAUCCAUCAUCUUUCGUUCUGACUCGAAUGGUGAGGACUUGGAAGGCUAUGCUGGGGCUGGACUCUACGAUAGUGUUCCCAUGGACAAGGAAGAACAAGUGGUUCUUGACUACACAACUGACCCACUCGUCACAGACUGCAGUUUCCGUACCUCAACACUGUCGAGCAUCGCUCGUGCUGGUUACGACAUUGAGCAGCUCUAUGGGGGGUCUCCGCAGGACAUUGAGGGAGUGGUGAAGGACGGAAAGAUCUACGUUGUCCAGACACGGCCACAGAUGUGA